Molecule: messenger RNA, 1324 nt
Organism: Poecilia reticulata (guppy)
Lineage: Eukaryota; Metazoa; Chordata; Actinopteri; Cyprinodontiformes; Poeciliidae
Product: synapse-associated protein 1
Biological process (GO): regulation of short-term neuronal synaptic plasticity; TORC2 signaling
Cellular component (GO): synapse; nucleus; cytoplasm
Source: RefSeq, a predicted model, not a curated record
ACAACGGCCUGCCAUACAGGUAACGUUUCCAUCCGUUUCACGGAAAUAAGUUAGCGACCAGACGCAGUCAGCUUCCAAUAGGGGAACUAAAAGAGUCACAAGUUUAUCUGGGAGGGAGUUUAUUUUGUGAACCUUCAAUUUAAAGAUAUGCUAAAGAACUGGGGAGCCUGGCUGGGUAAAGAAAACGAAAAUGAUCAAGUUAAAGAAAAACGGCAGCGUGUUGUUGGUGAAAAGAGGAGGGACGAUAAUCCGUUGGAAUAUGACGAAGAAAAACAAAUGAAUAUUGCCGAAAAAGACACUGAACUAUCCCAGCUUCUUCAAAAAACUCACAGUUUAAGUGACUCCAUAUUUAACUUUGCCAGCAAAGCUUCUAAGAAACUGACGGAGUCUGUUGUAGAAACGGCACAACGCCUCAAGAAAAGCAUGGAGGAGAGCAAACUAAACGAGUUUAUAGACAAGACCAUCCUGGGUGAUUUUCAGAAAGAGCAGGACAAGUUUGUUCUUGAGAGAGAAACUAAAAAAAUUGGUGUGCCUGUGCCACCGUGGGUCGGCUACGAUGAAGAGGACCUCAUACAGGAGCAAAUCUUAGCCCUCUCAUCUAACAAAAGUAAUUUUUUACGAAACCCUCCCGCUGGUGUGCAGUUUCAUUUCGACUUUGAGCAAACGUAUCCCGUCGCCUUGGCAAUGCUGGAGGAAGACGAGCUCCUCAGGAAGAUGCGCUUCCAUCUGGUCCCCAGAGAGUUGAAGGAGGAAAACUUCUGGAGGAAUUACUUCUAUCGAGUGUCUUUGAUUAAACAAUCGGCUCAGCUCACAGCUCUGACGUUACAGCGGGACCCAAAAUGUCUGGAUUCUGAUCGGACAGGUGCAGUUAAACAUCCGUGCUCCCCAACUGCCCAAAAACCCACACAGAAUGAGGUCGAAGGGACGGUCUCCACCAGGCUGCCCAUGUCCGAGUUUGUGAUUAAUGCUUUAACGUCGUCCACGAUUAAUGAGGAGGAGAUGCGCAAAAGUCUGAUUUUAGACAAAAUGGAACCGAAAAAACACAAGAUCAUUCCUGAGUGGGAGAGAGAGCUGCAGGCGCAGCUGGAGGAGUAUGACGUGUUGGCCGAUACCAAGAUCCACAAUGAAACCUGGGACAGAGAGAUCGAAGAGCUGCUUAACGAGGAACUGUGAUAACGGCUUGACCAGCAUCACGAUGAGAACGACCAACACAUUAGUUAUCCUCUAAGAAGUCUAGACUUACCGGCUAACGUCCUUUGUAAGGCCGUGACUAUCAGAAAGUCCUGACCUCGUUUGGACAAUAAAGCUCAGGAAGUUGUUGCCG